This is a messenger RNA of Aspergillus ibericus CBS 121593, 1419 nucleotides long. RefSeq names its product FAD-dependent oxidoreductase. Bases 5 to 1267 code for a protein of 420 amino acids. The record is from RefSeq and is a predicted model, not a curated record. Gene Ontology annotation, molecular function: FAD binding; monooxygenase activity. Lineage: Eukaryota; Fungi; Ascomycota; Eurotiomycetes; Eurotiales; Aspergillaceae. The transcript has 2 exons.
CAAGAUGCCUGCUCAAAAGAAGGCCAUUAUCAUCGGAGCAGGCCCUGCCGGCCUGGCUGCCGCACUCCAGCUGCAUCGCAACAACAACAUCGCCAUCACAGUGUAUGAACUACGCCCGGAACCGACUACAAUGGGUGGCGCCAUUGGAAUCUUUCCAAAUGGUAUGCGUCUGCUUCAUCGAAUGGGCCUUUAUGAGGCCCUUCUCGCACGCGGAUCCUGCGUCACCCACAUGGAGAUCCAUUCACUGCAGAACGGUGACAUCGCCAAGGUCGACAUGGCUUCCUGGGCCCACCAGCAGACGGGCUUCGGAUAUCUGCGCAUUUGCCGGAGAGAUCUCCAGGAUGUUCUUCUCACCGCCGUUGCUGAAGAACGUAUCCCUGUCUCCUACAAUAAGCGUAUCGUCUCAGUCACCGAGUCACCAACCAAUGUCACUGUGACCUUCUCUGACGGAUCGACUGACACUGCCGAUAUGCUGAUCGGAUGCGAUGGCCUUCACUCUAGUGUCCGUCGACUGCAUGUUGACCCGUCCAUUGUGCCCGAGUACUCUGGCAUCGCCGGAACCCAAUCCAUCAUCCAGUCCAGCAACCUUCCGGAUGCGCUCAGAACACAAGCAAACGCCUUUAUGACCUGUAAUGGGCUACUGGUAACAAUGCCCUGCUCCGCAUCUGGGGACAAGCUCUUUUGGUUCUUCUCGCGGGAAACGCCCAUUCCUCACUCAGAAUCUGGCAAUGCACGAGACGGGUGGGAGGAGCGGCGCCAGCGAGAGGUUGCGGAGUAUAAAGAUACUAUUCAUAAUAUCCUCGACACGGGCAAGGGCGAGUGGCGCGAGACGCUAACAGAACUGGUAAACCGGACGAAAUUUAUUGGCUUUUAUCCUGUCUUCCGGCUCCCCCUGGGCGGAAAGUGGUCGACCUCUCGAACGGUAUUGCUUGGAGAUGCAGCGCAUGCCAUGCAGCCUCAUGCGGGUCAGGGAGUGUCCAUGGCUUUGGAAGAUGUGUUUCUGCUUUCGCGGCUACUGCGCGACCCCGAACGGAGUCUGGAUGAUGUCUUUGCCCAGUAUGAGGCAAUCCGGAGACCGCGCAUCAUGGCGAUCUCCACUUUGGCGACCAAGAAUGGGAAGGCGCGGAGAGAUGUCAGCCCAUGGAAAUUGAGGAUGAAGGAGUACAUGGCGUGGGCUACCUAUGGACUAUAUAACCGAUUGGGGUUGGAGUCCUGGGGGAUCAGGCAGCAGCAUCUGGUCUAUGAUAUUGAUGAGGUUAUGAUCUGAAUGCUGGAGUGUGCUGGAGAUUUGUUCACCAGAGUGUAAAUAAUUGGUGGAUGACCGGGGGGGAGGGAGGUUUUCGGGGAUCUCCGUUUGUUUCAUUACCUUAAUGCAGCUAGAAGCAAUGUCUCAGAGUAAAUGAUUUUUUGACCAGCUGG